AGGAGGAGGAGCUUGUUUGUUGACAUCGGACGAAAACGAAAAUCAGAUGGGUGAAGACUGAUGAUAAUAACUUAAUUUCUCGCCGUCAUCAAGACAUACAGCCUUGGCGAAAGCUAAGGUCCCCUGCACUGCCCUGUCUUUGAUCUGAGCCAGAGAAGAAGAGGCUAACAUGGCAGCCAAAGCAGGAGACAACCCCGACAGCCUCAUGACUCUGGCAACAAUCUUCUGCCUGAGGAACCUUAGGAAGACCAUGUGCUACCAGGGAUUCAGGAACAAGCUCUGUCUGCGCUCGGACAUCUUCCUUCCCAGCGAAAUCUGCGACAAGCUCGUCAACACAUACAUGGAGUUGGUCCACACAGACAGUAACUUUGAACCAGAGGAGAGCUUCUUCCAACUCUUCUCAGACCCUCGCAGCACCAGACUGACCAGGGUACAGCUGAGAGAGGACUUUGUAGGUGACAGAGAUCUGGAAGCCAUUAAAAAACAGGACCUGAUCGAGCUCCACCUCACCUACUGCAACAGUCUGUCGUCCCGCAGCUUGAAAACACUGACCUGCUUCAGGGAGACCUUGGUGUCUCUUUGUCUCUUCGGCUGCAGCCACAUCUUCUACAGGAAGGGUGGCGCCCCACUCGCCUGCAACGAAGACACUGAGGAUGAGGAGGAGGAGAGCCCAGCUGCUAGGCAAGCAUUAGAGACGGACUUUAACUUCCAGGGGUUCAACCGCCUCAGGUUGCUCAACUUAGGUGGCCUGCCUGAUGAGGCGGAUGCUGAGGCGCUGCUCAAACCCCUGAAGUCACUCACCUCACUGGAUCUGUCAAAUGUACAGUUGCUGGGAACAGCUUUUCUCACCCAGUGGAAAGACAGACUGGCAUCUCUUGUUCUCUACAAUGUGGACCUGUCAGAGGAGUUGGUCAAUACAGUGGUGGAGAUCGUCAGUCUCAGGCAUCUUGACAUCUCUCGGGAGAGCAGGCGGACCUCCAAAUUUAAGAUGACCAGGAAAAUCCUGACGGCCAUCGUACAGCGUCUGGUCAAUCUGGUGUCACUGGACAUCUCAGGUCACAUCAUGCUCGACAACUGCACAGUUCCACACUUUGAAGAAGCUAUGGGUCGGCCAAGCAUCGAGCCAUGCAAGAGCAGCAUCUAUCCUUUCCAGGAGCUGAAGAGGCCCCUGCAGUUCUUGGGCUUAUAUGACACCACCCUCUGUAAUGUGACACACAUCCCUGCUUAUAAGGUGACUGGAUCAAAGAAUGAAGACCAGGUCCUGAACGCCAUCGAGGCUUACACAGAGUUCCGCCCUGAGCUGGCCCACAGAGCCAUCAAUCAGCUGUUUGACAUCGCCAGGAUACAACACUGUAGCCAACUGCUCCGAGCUUUGCAACUUGUCAUAGCAGCACUGAAGUGCCAUAAAUAUGAUAAGAGCAUCCAGGUGACGGGCAGCGCUGCUCUCUUCUACCUGACGAACACAGAGUACCGCAGUGACCAGAGUGUGCGGUUGCGCAGAGAGGUCAUUCAGGUGGUGCUAAAUGGAAUGGAGCAGUACCAGGAGGUCACUGUCCAGAGGAACUGCUGCCUGACUCUGUGUAACUUCAGUAUUCCAGAGGAGCUGGAGUUCCAGUACAGUCGGGUCAACCAGCUGCUGCUGAAAAUUCUGGAGCCAGCCAGGCAGGACGAGUCCAUCCAGAGAAUUGCUGUGCACCUCUGCAAUGCUCUGGUCUGUCAGGUGGACAACCAUCACAAGGAAGCUGUGGGGAAGAUGGGAUUUGUCAAGACGAUGCUGAAUUUAAUACAGAAGAAGCUCCAGGACAGAAUGUGUGACCAGGUGAUGGAGUUUUCCUGGAGUGCUCUGUGGAACAUCACCGAUGAGACGCCCGACAACUGUCAGAUGUUCCUCAACUGUCGGGGCAUGAGCCUCUUUCUGGAGUGUCUACAGGAGUUUCCAGACAAGCAGGAGCUUCACCGCAACAUGUUGGGGCUUUUGGGAAAUGUUGCUGAGGUCAAAGCACUGAGGCCACAGCUGCUCACCCCACAGUUCAUCACUGUAUUCAGUAACCUGCUGGACAGUAAGGCUGAUGGGAUUGAGGUGUCAUACAACGCGUGUGGCGUGCUCUCACACAUCAUGUUUGAUGGGCCGGAGGUUUGGUCGAUGGAAGAUCCGCGAAGAGACACAGUGAUGGACAAGAUGUGGGACGCCAUCCAGAGCUGGGACGUCAGCUCACGCCGCAACAUCAACUACAGGUCAUUUGAGCCCAUCCUGCGCCUGCUGCCGCAGAGCAUCUCCCCUGUCAGUCAGCACUGGGCCACCUGGGCUCUCUACAACCUGGUGUCAGUUUACCCAAGCAAGUAUUGCCCCCUGCUGAUAAAAGAAGGAGGGAUAAGUCUUCUAGAGAAAGUUCUGGAACUGGAAAGCUCACAGCCAGAGACCAAGGACAUGGCCAGCAAAGUAAUGGAGCAGUGUGAGAACUUCAAAGAGGACCCCAUGGAAACGAAUCAUGGACAGGAGGUAAACUAUGGACAGAGAGGUUGACCCCACAGGAGCCAUGAUUUCCCAGCAAACAUCAGUCAAACCAACCUAAGGCCCCUCCUACUGUCAUCACCACAAGGGUCACUAGUGUGCAUUCUUCUUAUCAUUCUUCUUAUUUAGUAGAGCAUAAAUGUGUCUCUGACCCUUUUCACAGCAGUUUGGACAAAACCUUAAUAUAUGACACAUAGGACUUAAGACGUGGUGCAUGGUGUUUUGUUGUGAGGGUGCUUAACUUUGCUACACAUAAGCAUCUCUUCUGUUGGGACGGGUUUGUGGGUGUGGGUGACUGUUAUCUCUCACUGUGUUUGUGUGUGUGUGUGUGUGUGUCUGUGUGUGUGUGUGUGUAUGCGCGCGCGUGAAAGAUUUAACGACAGAACAAAACAGUUGGAGUGAUGCUCGGUGGAAGGAAACAAAGCCCUCCCUAGCUCACUAGCUGUGUAACAUUGAACAAAAGGCUAAAGGCUGCGUAGUGACCUGCACCGCCAUCAGAGGUCUCAGCUCUCACACUGCUCUCGCACAGUCACUCAUGCUUGUGGAGGCCACUGAGCUGUCGACACAGUGAAUAUUAGCCAUUAACGGGUGUAGGCUGCAGAGACGCGUCACACUGAUGUUGACUGGAGGAAAGUCUUCCCACACUUUGUGGCACAAUGAUGGACUUCUUUGUUAUAUAUGUAAAUAUUCUCUGUUUGUCUCAUCCUUUUACUGUGUGUAUGUUUUAUAAUAUAACUGUAAACACUCA
This is a messenger RNA of Plectropomus leopardus (leopard coralgrouper), 3260 nucleotides long. It is a transcript of the gene zer1, whose product is annotated as zyg-11 related, cell cycle regulator. Gene Ontology annotation, molecular function: protein binding. Gene Ontology annotation, cellular component: Cul2-RING ubiquitin ligase complex. NCBI's taxonomy places the organism in Eukaryota, Metazoa, Chordata, Actinopteri, Perciformes, Serranidae. The record is from RefSeq and is a predicted model, not a curated record.